This is a messenger RNA of Chondrus crispus (carragheen), 408 nucleotides long. RefSeq lists its product as hypothetical. The transcript has a single exon. NCBI's taxonomy places the organism in Eukaryota, Rhodophyta, Florideophyceae, Gigartinales, Gigartinaceae. Bases 1 to 408 code for a protein of 135 amino acids. The record is from RefSeq and is a predicted model, not a curated record.
AUGCGUCCUUGUGUACGUGUAAAGCGUCAUGCGUCCUUGUCCUUGUCCGUGUCUUUGUCCAUGUCUCCGGCUGUAGCUGCAGGUGUGCCCUCGAUCUUUCGGCGAUAUUCGUCCUUGAUUUUCAUUGAUAUCGGUCUCCAAAGGGCAGGGAAUGCUGUAGCGACUCGAACAGUAUUGAGCUCUUUCGGUCUUGCAAUCCAGGCUUUAUGCAAGCCAGCGGAAACAGCGGCCAGCAUGCGGUCGGCCACGCGGUCAGCAUCCAGGCCGUUCUCAAUGUUGGGGUCUGUCUUCCCAUGGCGCUUACCCCCCUUACCCAUAGCGUUAAUGCAAAUUCGAGUGCGAACGCUACCCGGGAAAAUAUUGACGACUCGGAUCAGAGGCUCUUCCAGCUCGAGGCAGGUAAAGUAG